AUGAACCUCGGAGUUUCAAUUGAGUCACGGUGCGUCUACCGAGUCCUGAUUUGUCCUUUGCGAGUCUCGGAGUUUCAAUCGAGUCCUGAUUUGUCCUUUGUGAGUCUCAGAGUUUUAGUUGAAUCCCAGUUUGUCUACCGGUUUCCGCUCUCUCUUCGGGCUCCCCAUUUGAUACCUCUCUCUCUCGCCUCUGAUUUUCUCUCUCGCCGAGCCCCAGCAACACCAGAAGCUACCCAUCUCCUCUCUCGGGUCCCUUUUGCAAGCACCAGACCACAUCUCCAUAACCACCUGCCGCCACCACAGCUCCACCUGAGAGCCCCAACACCAGAACGCCCGAGCCUCUCGCCCAGAUCCGGACUGAGCACCUGCAACCAGGACCACCCUCUUCCUCCAUCGCAACCCAGUAGCUCCCACCACCUGUCACCUCUCAAACUCCCGAGCACCACCCACCAUCACCACGUACCUGCAACACCAACUCCGACAACACCCUAUCAGCAGCCAAACCUCAAUCGCCCUGUCUCUCUCACUCUCUCAUCUCUCGGAUUCUGUCACAACAGCCACCACACGGCCCACACCAGCCCUCCAUUUCUCUCCAUCUCUCUCUCAGCCUCUCCUUCACCAUCUCCUUUUCUUCCUCUAAACUCCUUCGCAAGCCCCAACCACCAUCCUCAACACCAUCACCUGCCAUACCUCCCUGUAGAUCUAGCCACCAACCUCCCUCUUCUCACCACCUCUCGGUUCCAGUCCCCGAACACCAAUCUCCAGCCGAAGCUGCAUCCUCAUCCAAGCGCCACUGAACCAGCAGCACCUGCAGACACACCCGAGCUCUACUCUCCCCGGCCACACCUCUCGGGUCUCCUCUGGCACCACCGAAGCCACCAUUGCCAGUCACCCUUCGCAGAUCCCACUCUCUUGGGUCGUAAGGUGCUUGUGAGAAUGUCUGAAUGAAAACACAGCUUGCGCACACCAUCACACACACACACAUUGUUCACACACCACACACACUGUGGCACCCACUACUACGCACACACUCACCUCACUGCAUGCUACACACACCCUCACCCAUGCUUGCUCACUCACACUCACA
This is a messenger RNA of Malania oleifera, 1087 nucleotides long. RefSeq lists its product as uncharacterized. The coding region runs from base 1 to 948 and encodes 315 amino acids. The record is from RefSeq and is a predicted model, not a curated record. Lineage: Eukaryota; Viridiplantae; Streptophyta; Magnoliopsida; Santalales; Ximeniaceae. The transcript has 3 exons.